GUUCAUGGAAUUCUGAGCUAGAGUUGUGGGAGUGCAAUAACCUCUGCUCAAAUUUUGCCGAACGCGGCCCCUUUCCAAAAAAGCGAGGUGAUUCGCUGAUAAUACGACACGCACCGCCCAUUUCAGCUAGCGCUGUCAGCAACAGUAGUCCGUCUAAGGGCCAUACUUUCUCACGAAAGUUUAGAAGGGACAAAGCUUCUCUCUAUCGCAAAUUCUGAAGCGAAAGCAUGUCUUCCAAACCAUCCGAGAAACCAGGCUUUGCAGCUCCCAACUUCAGCUGGGCGGACUACAUCAAACACCGACCGAUUUACCCUUCUUCAUACUACGACCGCAUCUACAGAUACCAUUCUGAGCAUUCAAAUACUUGGGAUGUUGCGCAUGAUGUUGGGACUGGGCCUGGCAUCAUUGCCCAAGAGCUCGCGAACAAAUUCACCCACGUGGUCGUCUCGGAUCCGAAUGAUACCUAUGUGGAUAUUGCAUGCGAUCGAUUAACAAACGAGUUCGGAUUUCCCAAGUCAAAGUUUACGUUCCUGCAAGAAAGUGCCGAGAAGAGUUCGGUAGAAGAUGGGACAGUCGAUCUGCUCAUCAUAGCUCAAGCAAUGCAUUGGGCAGACGUCGAAAAAGCGAUGAAAUCAUUCGCAAGACAAGUGAAAAGUGGCGGGACUCUUGCUAUCAGUUUCUAUGGCCGUGCGCAGUUGUCCAAUAACCCGAAAGCUCAGGCAGCUUUGGAUAAGGUCUAUGAUGUUUGGACAGACAAACUGAUUGAGGGGGGUGGAUUUGCUGCUCGUGCUAUGCGCGCUACUGAUUCGGCAUUCGACAUCGUUCCAUUUUCGACAGAAGAUUGGGAACCUGGAGUGAAGAGAACUCUGAUAAACACAGGGGGAAAGAAAGAACCGAUGGCUAUGAGUGUCAAGAACAAGGCAUCGUACGAAAGCAAAGUGGGGAAAGAUGAUGUGUUUGAAGCUGAGAAAGAUGACAACUGGACUGAAGUGAGAGAUUUGAAAUGGUUGAAAGAGUUUUUCGUCACCCUGUUGUACAACAUACCAGAAGAACAAGUGAAACGAUUCUGGGAUGAGGUUGAAGAAGCAAUUGGAGGCCUUGAUAUACCAGUGGAUAUCUUCUAUCCUGCCGUUCAACUACUUGCAACAAGAAAAUGAAGACC
Molecule: messenger RNA, 1162 nt
Organism: Mollisia scopiformis
Lineage: Eukaryota; Fungi; Ascomycota; Leotiomycetes; Helotiales; Mollisiaceae
Product: S-adenosyl-L-methionine-dependent methyltransferase
Exons: 1
Coding region: 228-1157 (309 amino acids)
Molecular function (GO): S-adenosylmethionine-dependent methyltransferase activity
Source: RefSeq, a predicted model, not a curated record